Molecule: messenger RNA, 890 nt
Organism: Anopheles cruzii
Lineage: Eukaryota; Metazoa; Arthropoda; Insecta; Diptera; Culicidae
Gene: MrgBP
Product: MRG/MORF4L-binding protein
Exons: 2
Coding region: 72-752 (226 amino acids)
Biological process (GO): regulation of transcription by RNA polymerase II
Cellular component (GO): NuA4 histone acetyltransferase complex; nucleus
Source: RefSeq, a predicted model, not a curated record
AUAAACAAAUCGGAGCAUCAAGCUAAAAGUGUUUCCAGGUAGAUUUCUACAGUGGCCACCAAACGGAAAAUAUGGCAACAAUUGUGCGCGAGAAGCCAGACAGAGAGCCGUUUGAUUGGACCCCGGAAGAGGAAGUGCAGCUGUUUUUUGCGAUGGAGGGAGUCAAACCCGUUGGUGUUAAUCGACACUUCUAUAUGGCCUGUAUCACCGAGCGGCUGUGCAAGGCUCUUCAGCGAGAAAUCACGAGCGAUGCGAUAUGGUCCCACUUGCGGUCCAUGUACAACCUUAAAGUUCUCGAUAAGCAGGAGUAUGCACCAUUUCUGAACGAGGAAUGCGAUUUCGGUCUCCCGGAAGCAGACUUCGGAACAGCCAUAUUGCGCCGAAAGCAGGAGGAUACGGAAAGAAUCGUACCCGCGUGGAUGACCGGCGAAACAGAAGCAAAACAUGUCGAAAUUAAGUCUGAUCAACCGGUUUUAAAAGUAUCCGCUACCAAAAUACCUGUGGCGGCGAAGGACAGUAAAGAAACGGAACGUGAAGAAGGACCGAUGGACGGCAAGGACACCCGUGAACAUCCACCAAGUAGCGGCAAAAUCAAAAUUAAGGGCACCGACAGUAACGGAGCUGAAGGUGGUGCGAAACGCGCACAAAAGCGAACUCGUGGGUCUAUGUCAAUUGAACCAGUCCACUCGACCACUACCAGUCCGGCCAACACACCGCCCAACGGCCCGAGUACAAAGCGAAGACGAAUCUAGCUGUCGGAUCAUUGAGUAGAUCUCGAAUUAGUUUAGCCUGUAUAUAACCUAAUAGCCGCCGUCACCUAUCUGUGAGCGCUGCUGUGAACUGUGAAACCAUGCACACGCUUUGCAUGCCAUACUCGGUUACAAAUAUAA